GUCUCCCCUUCUGCACCUCCUCCCUUAGCCUUUGAAGCAACCAAGCCGAUUCGAUUCGAUUCGAUUCACAAGCACGAGAUCAGCAGAAAUUGCAAGGAGCGAGAGAUCCCGAGAGCUUGCUUUCUUCUUGGACUAAUUUUGGUACAUCGUGAGGGCAGCAUCAGGCAUGGGGCGCGGGAAGAUCGAGAUCAAGAGGAUCGAGAACGCGACGAACCGGCAGGUGACCUUCUCGAAGCGGCGGGGAGGGCUGCUGAAGAAGGCCAACGAGCUCGCCGUGCUCUGCGACGCCCGUGUCGGCGUCGUCAUCUUCUCCAGCACCGGCAGGAUGUUCGAGUACUCCAGCCCUACUUCCAGCUUGAGGGAACUCAUCCAGCAGUACCAGAACACCACCAACAGCCAGUUCGAGGAGAUUAAUCACGACCAGCAAAUCUUUGUGGAGAUGACACGGAUGAGGAACGAGUUGGAGAAGCUGGAGAGCGGCAUCCGGCAGUACACCGGCGACGACCUCUCCUCGCUCUCCCUCGCUGAUGUUGGAGACAUCGAACAGCAGCUCGAGUUGUCCGCCAGCAAAGUCCGGGCAAGAAAGAUUCAGCUCAUAAACCAGCAGGCCGACAACUUACGUCGCAAGGGGCACAUCUUGGAAGAUCAGAACACUCUCCUGUGCCGCAUGUACAAUGAGAGCCAGCAGCAUGGUGUGGGGGGCAGCGGCGGCGGGGAGGUGAAGAUGAUGGGGAUGUCGCCGGUGCUGUCGAUGCUGCCGCCGUCGGCCUUCCCGGCGACGCCGUACUACGGCGGCGGAGGCGGCGAGGAGUCGUCGAGCACUGCGCUGCAGCUGACCUCGCCGCUCCAAGCCGCCGAGGCUGCCGCGGCGGCGGCGGGGUUCCGGCUGCAGCCGACGCAGCCCAACCUGCAGGACCCGGCUUGCAGCAGCCUCCACGCCGGCCACGGCCUCCACCUCUGAGAUCUGAUCGUUGCGACGCGCGUGGAGAGAUUAAUUGGAAGGAAUUAAGAAGGUCACGGUGGAGGGAAUUAAUGGAAGAUUGAUAUGUCGUUAUGAUCUGCAUGCAUGCAUGAGAAAGACUAGUACAUUCAUUAGUUUGGGAACUAGAUAGUCCAUCAUAUCAUCUGGAUAAUAUUAAGUAUAUAAGAUUCGAGCUGUGUGUCGUGUGUGUCUCUGUUCUGUUACAUCCAUCAUCUGGAUAAUGUUAAGUUGGGUACUUCAGCUAGCUAGCUAGUACUAUUGGCUAGCUCAAUUCAUGUUUGUUUCUUCUAAACUCAGCUCAAUGCAUAGUUAAUACUUAAUUGUUGGCACGUA
Messenger RNA from Brachypodium distachyon (stiff brome), 1315 nucleotides. RefSeq names its product MADS-box transcription factor 29-like. The transcript has 8 exons. Gene Ontology annotation, cellular component: nucleus. The coding region runs from base 167 to 961 and encodes 264 amino acids. Gene Ontology annotation, biological process: positive regulation of transcription by RNA polymerase II. Gene Ontology annotation, molecular function: RNA polymerase II cis-regulatory region sequence-specific DNA binding; protein dimerization activity; DNA-binding transcription factor activity, RNA polymerase II-specific. The record is from RefSeq and is a predicted model, not a curated record. Lineage: Eukaryota; Viridiplantae; Streptophyta; Magnoliopsida; Poales; Poaceae.